Molecule: messenger RNA, 357 nt
Organism: Lactuca saligna
Lineage: Eukaryota; Viridiplantae; Streptophyta; Magnoliopsida; Asterales; Asteraceae
Source: the annotation of a GenBank genome assembly
AUGUAUUUUAUCUUUGGAGCCUCAUUUCUCCGGGGGUUUGGAAACUUCUUAAUUUCGAAUGACAAUCCAAGAGACCAAGCAAGGAGGAGAGUGAGACAAAGGCCUGACGAUGCGGAAACAGAACCCCCCGUGAUUCCUACCGAAGAUGAGUUACCGAUGAAUCCUUAUAAUGUUGCCAUGCGUCGUUAUCAAGACAAUUUGGGAAGAGGUAUUAAUUACACCAAUAUGCACCUCGAUCUUAUGAUACAACACAUGAACAUCCAACGCCCGAGCGAGUAUCCGGUCUCAUACCCAUACAUCCUAGCUUGGGACGAGCUUUGGGUGGAACAACAUGGAGGAGCCGACGGAAGUGGAUGA